AUGGACGCUGGAGUGGAAAGUCUUUUUGGACAACUGAAAGCAGCGCUCAAUAAGCCGGCUGAAACAAGUUCAGGUGCUUUGAAAGAGGAUAAGAGCCGCGGAUGGGACCAACUAGAUGUGCUUUCGAUGGAAGAUGAACAGGAGACCAAGAGACAGCAGAGAUUUGAAAAAAUUGAAAAGAGUCUGAGAAAGUUGCCAAAGCUGAAUGAUGAGUUCGACAAGAUGGCAACGGAGACUAAAAAUGCAGCUAGACACACUACUGUUAAGAACACAGACGUCGAGAAUACAGGGGCCAAAAGGGCACAAGCUGCCGAAGAUUGGUUCACUCUGCCAAAGCCCGACGGAGAAAUGCUCGCCAAAGCGCAGCGCGAUCUCGUGCUGAUCAAGCAUCGUAGUGCACUAGAUCCCAAGAGACACUACAAGAAAGACCGCUGGAAAGUUCCCGAGAGAUUUGCCAUUGGCACGAUCGUAGAGAACAAGACUGAGUUCUUCAGUUCAAGAAUGACCAAUAAAGAGCGUAAGUCUACCAUCCUGGAAUCACUCAUGAGCGACAAGGACACCACCGGCUAUUUCAAGAGAAAGUACGCUGAAAUUCAAGUGAAGAAGACCAGCGGUAAGAAAGCCCACUAUAAGAAGAUGAAAUCUAUGCGCCACCGCUGA
Messenger RNA from Zygotorulaspora mrakii, 660 nucleotides. It is a transcript of the gene FCF2, whose product is annotated as Fcf2p. Gene Ontology annotation, molecular function: RNA binding. Gene Ontology annotation, biological process: RNA processing. Bases 1 to 660 code for a protein of 219 amino acids. The record is from RefSeq and is a predicted model, not a curated record. Gene Ontology annotation, cellular component: nucleolus. Lineage: Eukaryota; Fungi; Ascomycota; Saccharomycetes; Saccharomycetales; Saccharomycetaceae. The transcript has a single exon.